This is a messenger RNA of Fimicolochytrium jonesii, 510 nucleotides long. RefSeq lists its product as uncharacterized. Gene Ontology annotation, molecular function: proton transmembrane transporter activity. The record is from RefSeq and is a predicted model, not a curated record. NCBI's taxonomy places the organism in Eukaryota, Fungi, Chytridiomycota, Chytridiomycetes, Spizellomycetales, Powellomycetaceae. Gene Ontology annotation, biological process: proton motive force-driven ATP synthesis. The coding region runs from base 1 to 510 and encodes 169 amino acids. The transcript is spliced from 2 exons.
AUGGCAACCCCCGCCACUCGCCAGGCCGUCAAGGUCGACUGGGCCACUCUCGGCCAGAAGCUCAAGCCGGACACCCUCGCCGCCGUAAACGCUUUCCGCAGAAGGCACAUCGAACUCACAAAGACCGUCGCCGAUCUCAAGGACCACGCUACCGUCAUCGACUUCAACCACUACCGCUCGGUGCUGAAGAACUCGAAGGUGGUCGACGACGCUGAAAGGGCUUUCACUAGCUUCAAACCGGCGACUUACGACCUCAGGGAGCAGAUUCGUGCGCUCGACGCCCAGCAGCAGAAGGCGGUCGCGGCAGCGCAAAAGACGCAGCAAAAAGUGAAAGGCGAGGUAGACGAGCUCAAGGUUCUGUUGACCAACAUCGAGACGGCCCGCCCCGUCGACCAGCUCACCGUCGACGACGUCGCAAAGGCUUACCCGGAACUCGACAAGACCGUCGAGAAGAUGGUCAAGCGUGGUCAGUGGAAGGUGCCUGGUUACUACGAGAGGUAUGUAUUCUAG